AUGGGUGCAACGUGGGCAGCGGGUCCUUCAUUUAUCAUGGUUUCUCCUACUAACAAAGCAUACCGACCAGCCGCCAUAGCUCUUGCGUGGGCAACAGCGGCUGGCCUUCCCUUAUUGCUGAGGGUGUAUGUAUCAGCAGCUGUCCUCUGGCUGUGGGCCCUGGCUGCUGGAGCCUUGGUUGCGUCUCUUGGGGCAAUAUCAAAAUCACAGAGCUUGCAUAAAAUCAUGUUAGAUGCAGACGCGGACGCAGGCGAUAUCAUUGACGUCCUCAGGGCCACUGCGAAUGAGGACGCAGGAGGCUGCGAAACACAGCCCACCACCGCCGUCUGCAAUGGCCUCCUUGCAAACACCUCGCUGCCGGAGCAGUCUGCAGCAGCCGUUGCAUCAAGCCCUCGUAAGCCGCCGGCGCCCUGCAGCUACAACACCGCCACCACAAACUGCACCGUCACGGCUGCACCCGCACUGACGCCAGUGUUGGCCUCCCCAGCCUGCACGAUUGCCGCCGCCGCGGCCCCCAGCACCAAGACCAGUCACGCAGGCAGUGCCGUCAACAGCGGUCAGUCGUCUGCCGUGCCGCAGGCACUUGUGGACAGCGCUCUCGCCAUUGCCGCCUUGCGCCCUAAAAAUCUACGUUACCGCAAUCCACGCUGCACGGCGGCCGCCGCCACCUCAGGCGGCAACGGGCUCGCGGGUGCCGGGCGCGGCAGUGCUGCCGGCCUCUCGGGUCGCACGCAGCUUCACAUCAAAAUUCCCCACCUGGACCCCCGAGAUUUACGGCCGGACCUGGUGUCGACAGUCAGCGAUGCGCUGCGGGCGUACGACACCGGCCUGUUGGUCGUCGGCGCUUACGUCCGGCGCGGCUGUGUGGAGCUCACGUUGGAUUUAGUGGAGUGCGCGACCUCCGGUCCUGAUGGAUGUGGCGACAAUGGCAGCUCCAGGCGCGACGAGCUGGAGUUGUCGACUAUGUUGCUGAAGGCGUUGCGGGUGCCGCCACCAUCACCCGCGACUGCAGUCGCCGCUGCCGGCAGCAGCGGCCAUUCGAACCAGCGGCAUACCGUCCUCUUUCAACGGGCUGGCGCGUGCUGGCGCAUGGAGUGGAGUCCAGAUGCGCAGCAAUGGCAGGUUUGCCGCGAGGCCAGCGGCGUCGACGGCGGCACUGGCGAGGAGAGCGAUGGCUUGGCUCGGCUGUCGCUGUCGGCGCCGCUGGCUGUGCACGCGGCGGCUCAGCUUGACCCCGGCGCCGCGGCCGCGGGUUGCGGGUCCCUCCGCUUAGCAGUAGUCAUACGUGCGGAGAGCCCCCCAUGCGAUUGUCACCAUCAUUGCCAUCAGCAAAAUCAUCGUCUGGGCAUUGAGACAGCGGCGGAUGUUGCGGCAGCUGGUCUUACAGUCAUUGCCAGGGCGAAUGGCAGGACGGUCGAAAUGCCGAUAUUGUCGCUAACACGGCGUUCGAUUGACCCGAAAGCCUCCAUGGCGCAGACGUCGUCGUCGUCAUCAGGCGAAGCAUCGUUUGUAAUGGUCUUGGAGCUCGACCUGGCGCGGCUGUCUUCAGGCCGGAGGAAAUCCUCCCCGGGGCUGGUGGUUCAGUUGGAGCUGCGACGCGGCGUCCGCGUGUUGGAUGUGGUGCCCGUGGCCUGUCUGGCGGAUGAGCGCAUGGUUUCGGAGCUACUUACAGUACAGUGCGAACUGGCCGCUGCUGGCCGUCUCGAUACCGAGGACGAGGCGUACGCUAGCGUUGCGCAGCAGCGCAUCGAGGCGCAGGAGCUGCUGGGGGAUCUGGGCGCCUGGCUGGACUUCACGGCGGUUUGCGGAGCUGCGGACAUGGCACCACCCAGCACGGCGGCUGCCGCCGCCGCUGCUGCUGCCGCCGGCACGGCGGCAACGGCAAGGACUCCGCCGCCACCGCCACGCGACUCUCUGGAUGUGUCCGAUCAGGUCAAGGCCACAUUGCAGACCCCUGCCAUGCAGCGCAUGAUGCUGAGCGCUGGACGGCACCUGCUGAAUCACUUUGUGAACCAGGGCCAUGUGGCGCUGGCUUGCGCCGUACAUACCGAUCUAGCACCGCGGGCUGCGGCGGCAGCAUCCAGCUGUGGCGAUGCAGCCGCCAUCAUUGAUGACGGCGAGGAGGGUCUGCCGCUGCUUCACGUGGCCGUCCGCAGCGGCCGGCAGGCUAUGGUGGAGGCGGUGCUGGAGUGGCAAUGCGGCAGCGGCGUUGCUCCUGCGGUGGCGGCGGAUGCGGCAGUUUGGGGCGCAUGCGGCCCCGGCGGCAUCACGGCUCUGCACCUGCUAGCGGCGGAUGCGCGCUGCGGCGCCUCUGCCGCCACCGCGGACAACGCUGCGGAGGCGGAGGCGCUGCUGUGCUGGAUUUUGUCCACAUGGCCAGGCGCAGUGACGGUGUGGAAUACGGCGCGUGACGCUCGCGGGAACACGCCGGCCAUGCUGUGGGCCGGGUUGGGAGGGCACGACUUGCAGGUGCCUGCGGCAGUGGAGGCGCUAGGACGGGUGGCCGACGAUGUGAACGCUGCAGCGACCGCCGCCGCCGUCGCCGCCGCCGAAGAAGAAAUUAAGGAAGGAGGUAAUAGAGGAGAAGAAAAGGAGUUCACUGCAGCAGUCACGGCCUUUGGCGAGCUGCCCAUUGCCGGAAGUAGCAGCAGCAGCAGCAGGAGCGAUGCCAAGGCACACUUGCCGGCGGCAGCGGAGGCAGCAGGAGCAGCAGGAGAAGUGGGUGCAGUACCGGCACCAGAGAAUCAGGAGGAGGAGGAGGAGCGGGUGGAACGAAUGGCCGACUCAUCUUUGGCGGCGCCGCCAGGCAUAUCGGAGCUGAUGGUCCUGUCACUACGUGGCUUCAGCCAACGAUCCCUGGAACGCGAAUACGUGGAUUACGUCACCCGAAGCACAUCCCCCUCCACGUCCAUCUGGCUGAUCAUCAUGGUGGUGGCCCACGUGACGGCCUUCUACAAGAGCCCCAAUCGGGAGGAGGGACGCCAGGCAAUGAUUGGCGGCAUAGCCUAUGUGGUGUCACUGAGCGUCAUGGCCCUGGCGCCGCGGACGUACACCACCGUCCGCGAGGGCCUCAUGCUAUCUUGCUUGUUGGGGCGGACACUGUGCAGACUGCUGAUGACCAUCCUUCCUGACCACCUACACAUGUCCGAGUCCGUACAGAAGUACGUACGGUACGGCAUUGACAUACUGCUCGACGGCUUCAUGGAGGGCACCUUUGAGCAGGCCCGCGUGCCCCGGGCCUUGGCAGCGCGCGUGCUGGAGUGGCCCGUCAUGGCGGCUUUCAUGCAGUCCAUAGGCGUGCGCCCGACAUACGGCGCGGCGCUGCUGCGUGCCGGGGCGGUUAGCGGCGCCGGCGCCGCCAUGUCCAUGAUCAUGGAUGUGCGGGCUCGGGCCCUGUUUUUGCGGGAGCGCCGCGCAAGGGCGGCGGCCACCCUCCGGGGGCUGAAGCUCAAAGCGGAUUGA
Messenger RNA from Volvox carteri f. nagariensis, 3462 nucleotides. RefSeq lists its product as uncharacterized. The record is from RefSeq and is a predicted model, not a curated record. The transcript is spliced from 7 exons. NCBI's taxonomy places the organism in Eukaryota, Viridiplantae, Chlorophyta, Chlorophyceae, Chlamydomonadales, Volvocaceae. The coding region runs from base 1 to 3462 and encodes 1153 amino acids.